AUGGCUGCAAACGAAGGCACAAAUGGGCACACGGAAGUUCCUUCCGACCUUGAAAAGAAAAUUAUCAAACAAAUCGAGGUAAGCUGUAGGUUAUUUUUGUUUUUUAUUAAUUUGCUUUUCUGCCAAGAAUCCCAGCGAAUGGUUAUUCACCUGAGAAGCAUUUUAAGGCUAAAAGGAAUUCUACCAUAAGUGAAAAGGACGCUAUUUUUGUACUCGUAAGCACAAUUACCCAUAAAAUUUCCUUGCCAAGAGCGUUAGUUUCAGCUUUGAAUGUCAGCAUUUUGCCUUUAUGUGUUAACCGCUUAUGCAGAAAAUAGAAUAAACGUUAGAAUGACUCUGUAGAGUUGCUACGUUCAUGUAUGUAGGCACGUUUUGACUACCGGUAUUUGUGGAGCCUACUCUACGUGUACAUGUAUCACAUAUAAAUGUUAAGAACUUUGUCAAAAUUUUAAGAACUUUGUCAAAAUCGACAUCACAUCAAUGCUGACUUGGGGACAGUGUCUGAGUGGUUCUCUAGAAAUCUCCUGACACUAAAUAUAUCCAAAUGUAAUUUUGUUAUCUUUGGAAGUCCUCAGAAACUGAAUCGUAUUCAAGGCAUUUCGGUUAAAGUAGAGGGCACUAGCAUUGAAAGAACACAAUCAUUCAAAUACCUAGGCGUAACACUUCAACAGUCUAUGUCCUGGGCAGAUCAUGUCGAUGCUAUCAGCAUGAAGAUUAAUCAGAGAAUAGGCCUAAUUAGGAGAAUCAGGAAUCUAUUGCCGCUACAAGCUAGAGUUGCCUUGUACAAUGCCCUAAUCCGCGCUCUUUUUGAUUACGGAGACGUUAUAUUGGGGGGACAAGAACAAUGACACCAUCAUGUCAGAAUUACAGAUUCUACAGAAUAAAGCUGCUAAAGUUAUGCUGGGGCACCCACCCCGAAGCUCGUCAACUGAAGCACUGAAAAGUCUAGAUUUGAAGUCACUGUCCACAAGAAGGUUUUUUCAUCGCUGCAUUGCAACCCACAAAUGUCUUAUUGGAGAAACCGAUUUCAACUUUAAUUUUACUAAAAAUCAAGCUGUUCAUUCAUGCAAUACAAGAUGUUCUAAUGAUAUUCGUUUACCCCUACCCAGAACAAACUGGGGUAAACAAACUUUUAUUUUUCACGCCGCGAAAGACUGGAACAGCCUUCUAACGGAUUUGAAAGAGUGUAAAUUUUUAUUUAUUUUUAAAUCCAAGUAAAAAACGUUUUUAAAAGAUCUCAGCUAAUUUUAAACCUUGAUGUUUUUUUGUAUAAUCGAUUUUAAGAUUUUAAAUUUUUAAAUUUGUUUUACUUGUAAGCAUAUUUUACUUUUUUCGUAAUUAUUAAUUAAUUAGUUAGAUUAAUGCAUGAGGGCCCCACUGAAAACCGCCUUGGCGAGUUGGGCUCCCUCUAUAAAUAUUAUUAUUAUUAUUAUUAUUAUUAAGGAACUACAGUCACCCACGGUCAAACUGACUCAUGACAGAAUAGGACUCUUGUGCAAGUCUGCCUUACAUCCAUCUUAAAUUGUAACAAUCAGUGCAAUGCAGCCAGUUAAAGGUUCCAUUAAUUAAGCAAGUUAGCUCAUGAUCAUCAGUAAGAACUACAGUAGAACUCUUCAGUCCCCCCCUAGCUAGUUGAUCAAUAAAUAGGAUGUUUUCUUUGAACAUUCUGCCAUGUUGUUCACCACUGUCUGGUCAUGGGUUGGGAGGUUCCAUUUUUUAUCUGCACCCCCCUAAAUAUGAUGGGAAUCUGAACCUGGGUUCUUUUUUUGUCGGCACCUUUGACAAAUUUGUAUGAGGGGUCAAAAUUUUGUGGGCUUCUUGGAAGGAAAAAUCCGAACCCCCCGUUCGGAAAAACCAUCAUCCUUAGGGGGAUGCGGAUAAAAAAUGGAACGUCCCAUUGAACCUUUGAUUUAAAACUGUGCCCAUUAUUAAUAGCCUGGGGAACUGAAAGCAGUUCACUGAAAUUGUCUAAAAUACCUAGCUGUAUUUUAACAAAUCUGAAGAUACUUGAAUAAACUUGAAUCUUCAGCCCAGUGUAGAGCAAAGGCAAAGCUUCCUGCUACUGCUAGAACCCUGCAUGAUCACUAUAUAACCCUGACAACCAUCUGAAAGUAAUUCAAAACUAUAGCUUUGGUUUGGAGUGUUGGACACCAGCCUAACAUCUUAUCAGACGAUUUAAUUUUCUCAAAUAAGUGAUAACUGGAAACCACCACCAUCCCUGUUCAGGGUAGGGCUGUACCUGAAAUCUUCAUCUUUGCUCUAUAUUGGUUCAGAGACUUGAGCUUAAUUUGUUCAAAUUUAUCACAUCCUUGAUAGAUGAGUUUUCUAUGUAAUCUUGUGUUAUCGUGCAUGUCAAAUUAUUGUUGCAGUUUUAUUUUGGUGAUAAGAAUCUACCCAGGGACAAAUUUCUCCGACAGAAGGUUGAUGAAGAUGAAGGAUGUAUCCUUUCAUGUACCCAUGUCCUUAAAAUCACUUUUCAACUAACAAGAGAAUAUACAGGUUUUAAGCUCUGCAGCACAACACUCACUCAACUGAUAGACUUAAUUAACAUUCUACUUUCAUUUUUCUCAUGAUUGCUUAUGACACAAGGAGAAUUUAUCACUCAAUGAACUGUCAGUUUUUCCAUAUGUCCUUUUUUAUAUCCCAUCUCCUUUCACGCCGUUUUGCUUGUACAGGCAGUGUUCUCUUUAUCAGGUGGUAACCGGUAAAAUUUACCCCCUAAAGCAACACUUCUUACCGCCUGCAACUGCUUGAAGGUUUACUAAAAUUAUUGUGAUCUGAUCCUAUUUUCACAAGGAAAUGAGAGAAUAUAUGGAAAAGUACCGAAGUAUACACGGCUUUUGUUUUUAUGGGCCACACAUUUUGGAAAGAGAACAUUGAAGACAGAGUAAAAUUAUUGGAAUCAAAGGUUUUUAAUUGUUGUCUAAAGAUAACAAUGGCUGGUUUGCGUGAAAUAGGUGUUAAAAUGAGGGAAUGACAUUUCAGAGAACUUAGCUCCUGAAUUUCCAAGCGAGGGUGGGCCAUGUCCCGCCUCCCCCCCAACCAGGAAAGUGCACCUUUGGUGUAUAUUUUUGCCUUACCGGCCAUGAAUGAUCCCUUUCCUGCUGAUCUAAACUUUAGGGAGAACACAGUCUAUGCAGGUAUCUUAGUGAGUUAGCAAAAUAAAAAAGGGCAUAAAAUGUACUCACUCUCUCUCAAAUAUCUCAAGAGGAUUAAUAUACAAAAUAAAAUUACAGUAUUAUUUAUUCUCACUGUAAUCUGCUGUUUUCUUGACAAGACUUGCUAUAAAUCACAGGGGUGACACUUGAGUGCCUAACAACUUUCAACAGACUUAAGGUAAGAGGCUCAUAUUUGCUUUAUCUUGCCCCAUUCUUUCUCUAACAAGAAAAUACCAGAAGGCAUUUACAGUGUAUGCGGGAAAUGUUGGUGUACGUAAGGGGUAUUUUGACUGGAGUUAGACAGUUAAGUACAUGGGUUGGUACUGACAAUGGUGAUAGGAGAGGAGUUCUUCAGAGUGAAAGCAGAUAUAAACAACUAGCCCACUUGUUAAAAAGGUGGAUAAAUCUCUUUAGUAUAUACUAAAACAGUGGAAAGUAUUUUUUUGGCGCUCUGAUUGGCUACUCAGUCAGUGAAUAUCCUGCACUAUUCACUGAUUCACCUCCAGUUCCUCCAAGCGAGCGACGCCAAACUCGCGUAGGUUGCGAGCAAAAUGCUUUCCCGGUUUGCUGCCGUAACAAACUAAGAAAUUUCACAACUAAUCAAGCAAGCUAUUUCCGAAAUACAUGAAGAAGGUGUCGAAGUUCGGUUUGGAAGUUUUAACAGGUAAGGCUUUGCCUUUUUGACUUGAAUAGUUAUCGAUAAAACCGGUGAAAAAGUUUUUUGUUUACAAAUGCAAAUUAAGCUUAAGUCUUGCGUUUCUUUAUUUAGUUGACUUGUUCAUAAAUAAGCUUAAAACUAAAGUUAAUAUUCUUUUUUACAGAAUUGUUUUAAAUACAAACAGAAUGCAGAACUCCUUUUGAAGAAACUUCCCCGCAAGAGCUAAACAAACGCCUUUAAAAGUUUUAUUUGUCACUAAGAAAAAGCGACGACCACGGCCGUUCGGUCAUUGCGCACCAAAAUUGUAAUCGUUUGCAACAGUAAAUGAGUUAAAAAUCAUCAUUUUGUGCUCAAUUAUCUCACUGUUUUAGUAUAUACUAAAACAAUUAUUCACCUCGGUGUCAGUGGCUAGUAGUGGAUAUUUACCUCGCUGCUUCUCCGCCUCGGUAAGUAUCCAAUACUAGCCACCUCCACUUCGGUGAAUAAUUGCUAUUUAUUAUAUAAACACCAAUGAAAUACCAAGUGAGCUUUUGCACGAAAACUUGAUAUCUUCACAUGUGAAAAUAACAUGUUAUCUUCACAUGUGAAAAUAUCACCGUUGCUAUGGCUACAUAAUAAAUAGCACCUUUCACACCAAAAAACUAUUUAAGUAAAAUGGUUUGGUAUUUCAUUGGUGUUUAUAUAAUAAAUAGAAUAUUACAUGGUCGCUUGGAGAUACGAAAUUUCUCUUCCCGUGUUGAAAAAAAUAUUUCACUUGUUCGCUGCCCUCACUCGAGAAAUAUUUUUCAACACUCGAAGAGAAAUUUCGUAUCUUCGCACGGCCAUGUAAUAUCCUCUAUAUCUAGUGGAUGGCGCAAUGGUUUUUCACUAUCCAGCUUUUAUGCUGGAUAGCGAUCAAUCCAGUGGAUGGUGCUUGCCCACGUUUGGCCCAGAGACUGACAGAACCAUUAUUUUUAGGCUCUAUCAACAGAUACAGAUGCUAUAGCCAAAGCUCUCAGAAAAUCAGAAGGUGGCCUGCUUGAGGUACGUUACAAAUGUAUGUUUAAAUACCGGUACAUUGUUGCUCUUGAAUUUAGUUUCAGUAAGAUGUACCUGUAUCAGUGUUAUUUGUACAUGUGAAUUAAGGCUUGUUGUAUAUUUAUAAAGGCUGUGUUUGCUUCCAGAAAUAUUAGAUUGUAAGAAGCAAAAAAUUUUUGAACCUAGAACACUUAGUACAUAGUAAUAAUGUUAAUCUCUGACCACCCCUGGUGUAUGACAAAGUGGUUGCUUAUGGGAGGUGGUUGUCCAAAGGAAAAAUCAACAAAAUGUACAGUUUUUUUUAAAGCUCAAACUAAAAUGAUAUAAGAUAGAGUUUUUGAGUGACAGUAUUUAACUGAGAAAAAAAAAGCAGUUAUUUACAACAUGGUCGCUUAUUGGAGUUGGUCACUUAUGAGAAGUGGUUGCUGUGAGAGAGUUGAGGUCGAAGAAGUAGUUUUUUUCAAAAAGUAAGGUUUAGCAGAAGUAUUAGCUGCGUAGAAAUAAACUGACCAGGUACUACUAGACCUCAAUUCUGUCAAUUUAUUAACAGUACAGAAUGUAGCAGCACUGUAAAAUGCUAUUUUUGUUUUUUUAGGUCAGUGAAGAUAAUAAGAAAGUAAGAAGAGCUACAACAAAACCUCUUCCCGAGGAAACUGCAGAAGCAAGACAUGAUGCCAAAACCAAAACAGUUUACUGUGUAAGUUGUGUAAAGCAUGCUGUUCAAUUAUACAGUGUAAUUGGGGUAACAUUAAAACCAUAAUAACAGCAAAAUUGUUUCUCAGUUUCAAAACGCUAGCCAAAUAUGCCAAGGGGGGUGUUUUAUCUUUUAUUAGAAGAUCAUCUAUGCACCCCUUCAUAUACUUCUAUACAGCGGGCUCCACUGCUUCCUACAUUUAUAUACAAUGCAACACUAAAAUUAAUGUUGUCCCAAUGAUGGCUCUUGAACUGCAUAUAUAUUACACAUAUCAAAGAGUAGGGGUAAUUUUCCCAAUCCCUUCAUUUUGGCAUCUAGAGAUCUAAUUAAUGUUGUCCCAAUGAUGGCUCUUGAACUGCAUAUAUAUUACACAUAUCAAAGAGUAGGGGUAAUUUUCCCAAUCCCUUCAUGUUGGCAUCUAGAGAUCUAAUUAAUGUUGUCCCAAUGAUGGCUCUUGAACUGCAUAUAUAUUACACGUAUCAAAGAGUAGGGGUAAUUUUCCCAAUCCCUUUAUUUUGGCAUCUAGAGAGGGUUGUCUAAAUUUUAAAUGCUGUACAAACCAUCAUCAAUGCAUAGUUUACACAACAUGUACAUGUAACCUUCGCUUAGCAGGAUUUAAAGUAGUUAAUGAAUAGCCAUUUGAUUCUUCUUUAAUCUUCAUUGUUAGUUUGGUGUAAUUUCCUUGCAGAAAGGUUUCCCUGCAGAAACAACUAUUGAUCAACUGGAAGAAUUCUUUUCAGAUAAAGGAAAGGUAAAGUACAACCCCCCCCCCCCAUGUUUUAUUCUUAAAUAAGGGUUGAUUUCAAGUGUCGCAUUAUGUUCGGAAUUAAAAUAGAGGCAAUAUAUAAAAGGUCACUUGUAAGCGUAAAAGUUGAAACUCGCUCAACUUCUCUUUUAAGGUCAGCACUUUUUAUCUUGCCUCUAUUUUAUUAACGUGAUUAAAAUUUACAUUCGAUAACUUGCAAAGCCAAAAACUCGCCAGUGGAAAUCAACCUUUAGCCUGACUUGUCCUCCGUCAGUUUAGUCCUAGCGUCUAUUUUGGUACAUGAAAUUUUACAUUGUUGUUAGUAUGCUUAUAACCAGCCAGUGGAUCCUAUGUUGAAGCCCCUUAAACACUACGUUUUGCCAUGAUUUACCUGUGUUUCUUUUUUUUUUAACUGUUCAAAGGCCGUGCUGAUCAAAAUGAGGAGAGGCGAAAACCAUUUAUUUAAAGGAUCUGUGUUUGUUGAAUUCUCCACUGUCGAUGAGGCAAAGGCAUUUGUGGCAACAGAAGCUCUUAAAUACAAUGAACAGGAGCUCAUUAAAAUGAUGAAGUAAGUAUUCUUCAUUAAUCAGGAAGAGUUGUCCCUAAAAUGGCUUCUCUCCCGACAGUACACUGUAUGUUUGUGUAAAGUUUCAAGCGUUGGCAGAUACUAUUGAUUGGGAGAGUGGGGUGUUUGAGGGCUGGGAAACCCCUAUGCUAUUAAUACAUGUAAAUCCAUCACACUGGAGUAUUAACUGAAGUACACUUUACUUGACUUUGAAACUGACAAGAGAAAAUACUACCUGAGAGUUGCCUUCAGUUUUCACCUUGCAGCUUAGUAACAAAACUUGCGAUGGUUCCUCAUUGCCUUUAACCUGCAAACAAGCUCUCUAAUUUUGCGAGAGAAUACACUUGCAUCUCCUUUCGCAUGUGGUUCUCACAUGAAUUCUCGCGACUCCCUAAAUGGAGAGAUUGCUUGCAAGCUGCAUUGCCUUUCAACUGCGGUUCUUGUCGAAACUGAUAGAACCUGGGGUUCAUUCAUUUUAUCACACAACAUAGAAAAGCUACAACUUUUUGAGUGUUUAUCAUGAAAACAAGGGUCUGUGUAAAAAAAAAUACAUGUAACGUUUGAAAACUUGUAUGACUUUUGACAGUGUGCACAAGUUAUCCUCCUGUAAUACAUGUAAUAAUGUCAUUAACUGUCACAGCAGUCUGUUACUGCACAGGAGGUUCAAACCUCCUGCCUCUUGUGCCCUGCAUUCCCUGCUUCCGUCUUUUUUUACUGGAUUCCUCCAUUGAGCUAUCUUUCGAUCGCAAAAUAUUAAGCAUUAUUGGGUAAUUUCCUUUAUUCAUUUCCCGCCCUCUUAAUAGAACUCCCACCUCUCACUCUUUCCUCUCCCACCCCCCUCCACCCCCCCAUUAUCCCGAGCUCCUAUGCCCCUGUCUUCCCCACUGUUCAGUUACAAGGACGUUUUUGAGCGACGUACGUCAACCGGAAGUGGACUACUUGCAUUCUGAGGCAAUGCGUUUGCACUAAUUUUCGGGCAAAUCGUCUCUAUAAGAGUAAAUACACUUAGCAAUACAAUUCUGGUAGCAUCAAGGCAUAUCAGAGACGUUUAGAUUCUAAGACGAGUACUACUUUGAGUACGAGAUUUUCUCAGUUCUAAGCAGCGUCAUUUUGGCGGGAAAACGUGGUAGCCGUCGUCAUUCUACUACGAGUUUUAGCGAGAAUGUCGAGUGGGGAAAACAAGUUAUCAAAUGUUAGAAGUUUUAUCAUUUUGCGAUCGGGAGAGGGUAUAACCCCCUUCACUAAAGGUAACAGUGCUAACUUUUCUGGUGAAAAAUGGUGAAAUGAAGCUUUCCGGGAAGUCUAUAAUUUUGAGAAUGCGCGAAUCAACUUUAAUUCAAAUCUCGUGCUCGUAGUUGUCCUCGUCCUUGAGUCUAAAGGUCUCUAUUAAAAGGGCCAACAGCUCACUUCCGUUUUAGGUGUGUGUAGCUCGAAAACGCUUUUGCCUCACCUUCCUACUGACAGAGCAAGGCCUUUGACAAUUCUUUUGCAUCGUACAAUUUAAGUUCGCGUUUGAAAAUGAUUUCGAUUAUUGGUGAAUUUUAAAGGCAUUAAUAUGACCUUAUCACAGGUCUGACUACUUUUAAAAGAAGGAGGAAGAAUUCAAACUGAAAAAGGAGAAACAAAA
This is a messenger RNA of Porites lobata, 8464 nucleotides long. Lineage: Eukaryota; Metazoa; Cnidaria; Anthozoa; Scleractinia; Poritidae. The record is from the annotation of a GenBank genome assembly.